This is a messenger RNA of Colletotrichum higginsianum IMI 349063, 573 nucleotides long. Its product is annotated as ABC transporter. Gene Ontology annotation, molecular function: ATP hydrolysis activity; ATPase-coupled transmembrane transporter activity; ATP binding. Lineage: Eukaryota; Fungi; Ascomycota; Sordariomycetes; Glomerellales; Glomerellaceae. Bases 1 to 573 code for a protein of 190 amino acids. Gene Ontology annotation, biological process: transmembrane transport. The transcript has 2 exons. The record is from RefSeq and is a predicted model, not a curated record. Gene Ontology annotation, cellular component: membrane.
AUGAUGGAUCUGGAUUCCGGCUCCAUCACCAUCGAUGGCGUCGACGUCUCCACCCUCCCCCACGAAUACGUCCGCCGCAAGCUUGUCGCCGUGCCACAAGAGUCGUACAUCUUUGAUGGGACAGUUCGCUUGAAUAUCGACCCCACCGGGACCGCUACGGGCCCAGAAAUCGAGACAGUCCUUGAGAAAAUAGGGCUGCGGGACAAGAUCGAGGAGCGAGGAGGUCUUGACGUGGCCAUUGACGACAAGUUCUUUUCCCAGGGCGAGGCGCAGUUGCUGGUCCUCGCGAGGGCAAUGCUGAGAAAGGGAAAGGUACUGAUUUUGGACGAGAUCACCAGCAGUCUAAACGAAGAGUCGAGCCGGAUCGUCGACGAGAUAAUCUGGACGUGGUUCCGGAACUGGACCGUCAUCGUCAUUGCACAUAAGCUCGAGUCAAUCCUGGAUUUCGACCGGGUCGCAGUGGUCGAUGCAGGUACGGUGGUCGAGUUCGGCGAGCCCAAGCAGUUAUUGGGACAAGCGUCGGCCUUCAGCAGGCUAUAUGAGCAUUUGUUGUCUGCUUCCGAUGCGAGCUAA